Messenger RNA from Epinephelus moara (kelp grouper), 4263 nucleotides. Its product is annotated as sodium/hydrogen exchanger 2-like. Gene Ontology annotation, molecular function: sodium:proton antiporter activity. The coding region runs from base 247 to 2643 and encodes 798 amino acids. Gene Ontology annotation, biological process: sodium ion transport; proton transmembrane transport; regulation of pH. NCBI's taxonomy places the organism in Eukaryota, Metazoa, Chordata, Actinopteri, Perciformes, Serranidae. Gene Ontology annotation, cellular component: membrane. The record is from RefSeq and is a predicted model, not a curated record. The transcript has 13 exons.
UGCACCUUCAACAGGAUCCUGCUGAGACUGUUUUUACAAGGAGGACUUUCUUUCAUUUCAUCUGACCAAGACUUCAAUAUGGCUUAUUUUGUACACCUGGAACUGAUAUGUAAUUGGGCAUGGCAUGCUGUGGCGUGAGGGCCUUAAUGACAGCUGUUAUUACAGGUCUUUGACUGCACAGUAGACCUUUUUUCAAUGCCUUGGGAUUCAUAUAAGACACUCUGAGAUCUGUGCUACCCGGUGGCAAUGGGGACCUUUGUUUUGCUUGAAGCCAAGACGGAGAGAGGAGUCCUCUGCAUGCUUCUGCUCCUCUUCCUCUGCUGCUUUGGAGGGAAAUGUGAGCUCCAGGAACCAAAACCUUCAGAGCCGAGCAACUUCGCUGGGGUCCAACCUUUCCACCAUGAGCUCGAUGGGCCCCAGGCUUACCCCGAAGAGGAGAGGGGUCGCCUCCCUGUGUUCACCAUGGACUAUCCUCGGAUCCAGGUCCCCUUUGAGUUUACACUGUGGGUGCUGCUGGCCUCUUUUGCCAAAAUUGGUUUCCACAUUUACCAUAAAAUCACCAUCUGGAUCCCGGAGUCCUGCCUCCUGAUUGGCGUCGGCCUCAUCGUCGGCGCCAUCAUGCACUCAGUCAAAGAGGAACCCCCUGCCGUCCUCAAUUCUCAUGUCUUCUUCCUCUACAUGCUCCCACCCAUCGUCCUCGACAACGGCUACUUCAUGCCAACGAGGCCUUUUUUCGAAAACUUUGGCACGGUGCUGUGGUACGCCGUGGUGGGAACCCUGUGGAACAGUGUCGGCAUCGGGCUUUCCCUCUUCGCCAUCUGCCAGUUUGAGGUGUUCGGAGUUCAAGAUAUCAACCUGCAGGAGAACUUGCUGUUUGCCUCCAUCAUCUCGGCCGUGGACCCAGUGGCUGCUUUGAAUGUGUUCGAGGACAUCGGAGUCAAUGAGCAGUUAUAUAUCGUCAUAUUUGGAGAGGGGCUCUUCAACGAUGGUGUCACUGUGGUGCUUUACAAUAUGUUUUCCUUUCUGGCCGACAUGCCCAUCGUUGAAUCCACCGAUGUGUUUCUGGGAGUGGCCAGGUUCUUCAUUGUGGCGGCUGGAGGCAUCCUCUUUGGCCUUCUGUUUGGAUUUGUUGCUGCGUUCACCACGCGCUUCACCCACAAUGUCCGUCAGAUCGAGCCGCUCUUCGUCUUCAUGUACAGCUACCUGGCGUACCUGGUGGCUGAGUGUUUUGCCAUCUCCAGCGUGUUGGCCAUUAUAACAUGUGCCAUCGCCAUGAAGUACUACGUGGAGGAGAACGUAUCCCAGAGAUCCUGCACCACCAUCCGCCAUGUUGUCAAGAUGCUCGCCACCGUCUCCGAAACCCUCAUCUUCUUCUUCCUCGGUGUCGUGACCAUAACGACCGAGCACGAGUGGAACUGGGCCUACAUCCUGUUUACGCUGCUGUUCGCCUUCAUCUGGAGAGGGAUUGGCAUCCUGGUGCUGACCCAGAUCAUCAACCCGUUCCGUACCAUCCAGUUCAACUUCAAGGACCAGUUUGGUCUCUCCUACGGGGGCCUGCGAGGGGCAAUCUGCUUCGCCCUGGCCUUCACUUUGCCUGAUAACAUCAACAGGAAGAACCUGUUUGUCACAGCAUCAAUUGCCGUUAUUAUAUUCACCGUUUUCUUACAGGGCAUCAGCAUCCGUCCCAUAGCAGAAUAUAUUAACAUCAGGAAAUCCAACAAAGACAUCAACACCAUCAACGAGGAGAUUCACACCAGGAUGAUGGAGCACGUUCUUUGUGGUAUCGAGGACUUGUGUGGACAGUGGAGUCACUACUACUGGAAAGACAAGUUUAAGAAGUUCAACGACUGUGUGUUGCGGCGCAUCCUGGUCCGAGACAACAGGGCUGAGUCCAGCAUCGUGUCUCUGUACAAGAAACUGGAGCUGCAGAACGCCAUUGGGUUACUGGACACGCCGAUGGGAGACCUCAGCGCGGCGCCAUCUGUCGUUUCUCUGUACGACGAGAGGAAGGAGGCGUCUCGACCCAAGAAGAGCUUCAUGGCUGCUGAUGUGAGGAAGAUGCACGACAUCCUGUCAAAGAACAUGUACAAGAUCAGACAGAAGACAAUGGCUUACACCAACAAAUACAAUCUGCCUGACGACAGCCGAACCAGGGAGAUUCUGAUCCGCCGCCAUGCGAGCAUCAGACGCAGCCUACGUGCUGAAAGCUUCCGUGACGCGCCUGCACGAAACAUCCCCAGGUCUCAGAAGUACUACUCUCUCCAGCCUGGAGGGGAUCUGGAGGCCGCCUUCACCCUCAGAAGACGAAGUCACGGCGGAAGUGACGACGUGGACAAUCUGCCAGCCCGUCUCCAGGCCUCUGGCGUGUCACCGCGCUCUUCAUCCCGCUCUCUAGUCCCCAUGAGGAGGCUGAACACCAUCAACGAGUCACGAAGUCACCACUCGCCACCUCCAGUUUCGGGUCAGGUAGACGGAGAUGAAGACUCCGAGCGUACAGGAGAAAGGGAGGGACCAGUGCGACCUCCUCAGCUGCCGCCACCUCGUGGCUGGGUACCUGAGAACCAGGAUCCUACGGAAAACGGGGCAGGAAACUCCUUACUUAGAAACCUUCCACAGGACUCUCGGGGCUCAGGGAGAUCAUGACAGACUUUGUCGAAGACGAAGAGCUGCUUUGGAGGAUGAACUGAUUUUAUUGGUUGAGAUAAAAACCAAAAACACAAAGACUGGCUUUUUUCUUUGGCUAGUUUGACUUUUCUAUGUCAUGAACAAAUAAAGCAUUAUCUUUUCAAAGUGAAAUAUAUCUCAGGGUUUUCUCAGCCAGUGGCAUUAUUGCUUCCUCCUGAAAUCCUUCUCUGAGAACUUUGUACAACGGGAAGUACCGCCCAGUCAAGCUGCAGUUAGAGUUUACAUCCAUGUCUGUCCGCACUCAUAUGACAGUAAGCAAUACGCCCAGUGUGAAUGUUGCUGCAAAGAAGCUACGAAUUCUAAAACACGGAUAGCACAGUUUCAAAGUGGACACCAAGAUCAGAGUCACCAGCUGAGUUAUGAUGGCCAGAAAAGUGUUUUUGCAGAACAUUAUGAUGUCACAGUGAAGCUGACCUUUGACCAAUUCGUCAUUUUAGAAAUGUGUGUAAGAUUUUGUCAUUAUUAGUGUGUGAAUCCUUGAGUUAUGUCCAAAAAUGUGCAACCUCUGACCACCAACUUCCAAUCAGUUUAUUGUUGAAUCCAAGUGGACGUUUGUGCCAAAUUUGAAGAAAUUCCUUCAAGGUGUUCUUGGGAUAUCUCGUUUACAAGAAUGAGCUGCAUGGAUGGACGAUCAAACAUCAUCUUAAUUUCCGGUUUUUUUUUUGUAUAUGUGUAUACGUGUCUUUGUAUGUUUGUAUGGUUUCUGGCCAAUAAAGGGAGUCAGCAGAGUCAACUGUUGAAAUUACUUACAGAUAUGUAAAGUGUGGGCGAUAUGGUUUCAAAAUAAUAUCACGAUAUUUUCAGGCUAUAUCCCGAUACACAAUAUAUAUCGUGAUAUUUUGAACUACAGUUACAAUAAAGCUAAAUAAAGUACUGUUAUCAUCAGCCAGUGGAGUUGCUGCGGGACAGGUGUAGUAAGACUAGAAGAGGGGGUUCUGGAAAUAAUUCUGGCAGCAGAGUUUUGAACCAGUUGCAGUUUAUGGAUGGACUUGUCUGGUAAACCAAAAGGAAGGGAAUUACAGUAGUCAAGACGGGAUUGUUGGGUGUGAGGGAUGGGCGCAGGUGUGAGAUGUUAUGUAGAUGGUGGACAGGUAGAGCUGGGUGUCAUCUGCGUAGCAGUGAAAUUGAAUAUUAUAUUUGCGGAAAAUCCUGCCAAGAGGGAGGAGGAAGAUGAUAAACAGGAGAAGUCCAAGCACAGAGCCUUGGGGUACACCCGAGGAGAGGGGGACUGGUUGGGGUGUAAAUGUUUUCAGCUGACCCAACUGAGUGCGACCAGAGAGAUACGAUUAUACUUCAAUAAAUCAAAGCAGAAGCACUGGUGCUUUUAUUCUGAAAAAACCCAGCUUGUGAUGUUUUUGCUUUGAACUUGAAGCUUCUGGUCAACAGUUUGCUGUUAGUACAGUAGAAAGUUAAACUGUUGCCGCUGGGCUGUUAAAUGUGAGGUUUUAUUCACUGUGAGCUGGAAACAAACUAACGCCCCGCUAUAUUCAAGCAGUGACAGCAGCAUGCACGCCCAUCACACCACGCGGCUGACACAAACAAAACAGAUUAAGUCUUGAUAAGUCUCAUUUUAAAUGU